AUGGCCUGCGCGGUCUCCUGGACAUUAUUAACCUCCGGCGUGCUCAGCUCUGCGCUCGCCGAGUCUGGAAUGCAGACCACUCUGGCGGACGCCGAUGAGGAAUCCGACUACCAAAAGUUGGCCGCCCCGCCCACGGUGGUUCAGUUUCUGCGACAGACGUACAUCGCGGUGCGGGAGCUGGCCUUCAAUUGGGAGAAGUACCCCUACGAUCAUGAGUUCACGGUGCGCAUGUUUACUGAUGGUCUGCCCAGCCUCUUCGAGGUCGGUCUCAUCCUGGCCUUGACGAUCUCCUUCAUACUCUUCCGCGUCAUUGUGGACCCUCCUCUGAGAGUAAGUACACCUACUAUAUGUGCGAAUUUUUAUGCAUUUAGAAGGCGGCAAGACGUUCUCUGGGACCAGUAUUUUAUUUGCCCGACGUUUCGGACUCUCACUCGAGGCCAUUGUCAAGGAAUAAUAAAAUGUACAGCUCACCGUGUAUUUAGCUCAAGUCUGCCGGGAAUGACCUUCAGCUCUGCUAUCGAUUUUUUGCGCAACGCGACAUAA
This is a messenger RNA of Dibothriocephalus latus, 543 nucleotides long. The record is from the annotation of a GenBank genome assembly. Lineage: Eukaryota; Metazoa; Platyhelminthes; Cestoda; Diphyllobothriidea; Diphyllobothriidae.